UAUAUUUGUUUUUGCAAAUAAAUGCACACCCUGAACGGAGCCAUUGUUGAAGGGCCACAUAAGGUCAAUGGUCGUGACCUUCCCAUGUCAACACUUUUUCUUGGAUGUACAUCCUCCUUAAACAUCAUUACUGAGAGCAGUCAGAAGCCCCAUUGGCUUUUUCACUGUGCAAUCUUGACUUUCCACACCCGUCCUUUUCUUCCCAGCGACCUCACAGUGUAGAACGAUGCUCUCCGGCUGUGUUCAUGUCAUAUCUGUUACCCAUCUGCUGGUGGAAAGCGGAGCUCGGUAAAACUGUGCGCUGUAGAUAAACUGAUCCUCAAUCUGUGCCACCCGGCAUCUCUCACCCUCACUUUGCUGUGACCUUGCAGCCCGUCCCUCUCGUGGCAUUGCCUUACAGUGGAUCAGCAACACACUAUCCCAGAGAAAAACACAAAAGACACAAACAUUGUCUUUGUGACACACAUUCUGUGCAUAUUUUCACUAACCCGGACACACACACAACACACAGGGAAACUCUCACCGAGGCCUGCCCCCCACACACACAUACCAAUCACAGAGUGCUUUGUGCAUUCAGUGACUGGCUGGGCAGCUACUGGAGAGAGAGAGAGAGAGAGAGAGACAGAGAGAGAGAGAGAGAGAGAGAGAGAGAGAGAGAGAGAGAGAGAGAGACUGGUGGGAGGGGGAAGAUGGAGACAGCAGCAAGAGACAGAAAUAUUACAAAGAGAAGCAGACAGAGAUGAGAUAAGGCUUGCAGGGGGGACAGUAGAGACACAUCCAGUCAAUGUUAACUGGUGGAAAGACAGAGUGAGAGGGGCAGGAAAGGGAAUACAGAAAUAGGAAGGGAACCGGGGCUUGUCCAGCAGAGAGGAAGAGAGUGAGUUGUUGUUAAAGAGGCUGAGGGGAACUGAUGGGAUGGCAUUGAUCUCUGGGAGCUGCCGGCUCCUGGGCCAGAUGGCGUCUUGUUGCUGCAGACCGCUCCUCAACUCUUCCUGUUGUGGACCGCUCAUCAAAGUCUGCCUCUCCUCCUUCACAGAUAUCUCUCCCGCAGAGCUGGAUGCUCUUUGGAGGGAGCCACCGUAUACUCUAAAUGAACACUUCUCAGGAAAUGACAACAUGACUCAAGGAGCCUGUGAAGAGGAGGACGGACCUCUCGUGGAGUCAGGUGAAGGUGGAGUGGAGGCUGAUAGCUACUGGAAGAAGAAAGAGGCCUUUCUUCGAGGAAGCAAUGUGUCAUUGGGAGAGAAAUUCUCUUCAGAAAUCGUGCUGUUGUUCACGGGGCGGAGGCGCUCCAGUGUGGAUCCUGACCGGGCCCUACAGGAGGCGCUGCGCACCCGACUCCGAGUGGUGGAGAGCAACAGCCAGGACGUCAUACAGCUCUUUAAAGACUUGUCUGCACGCCUGGUCUCUGUCCAUGCUGAGAAGGAUAGCUUUGUACUCACAUUCAAGACUGUGGAGGAAAUCUGGAAGUUUUCAACUUACUUAUCAUUAGGUUAUGUGGCUCGUUGCUUGGAGAACUUCCUGUGUGAUCAAUCAGUCUGGCUGGACCCAGAGCUGCUUAGUGACUUGGAGAUCAAUGUAACAGUGGAUGAGGAACAUCUGGCCACCCUUUACCUGGGACUUUUACUCCAGGAAGGUUCUUUCUUUGCCAAGGCGCUGUUUACAAGAAGCGAGCAGGAUGAGUACGACGAAGAACAACUGUCAUUCAAAAAGAACGACCUGCUGAUGGUGAAGGACACCGGGCAGGACAACAUGUGGGAGGGCACCAUGCUCUCCACGGGAAAUCAUGGUCUGGUGCCAGUAAACGCCAUGCAGCCGCUGCCCUACCCCUUCUACCAGUGGUUCCUGAGGAAGUACCCAGGCCAUGCUGGAUGCUCAUUGACAGACAAGGAACCGUUUGAACAUUCUAUUGUGACAGGUUCAUGUGUAGCCACAGUCGACUACAGUCCAGGUGCCCCAGAUGAGCUCCAGUUGAGCCAAGGUGAUACUGUAGAGAUCCAGGGUCUGCUGCUCCGAAGCCUGGACAUUUUCAUAGGCAGACACGCUUCCACAGGACACACUGGCUUUGUACACAAGGCCCACGUCAAGCCUCUGAACACCUCACCCCUAGAUGAACAACUGCUCUUUCUGACAGAGGAGGAGAAGGCCAGCCUGGGUCAAGUUAACCCAUGUGGCUCUGAGCUGAUUGACAGCAGCCUGCUGGAAAGACUCUUCCCGUCUGAAAUCAGCUCCGUGUACAGGCUAGAUAGACUGGAUGACAGCGAUUUCAUGUACGUCAGGAGUCGACCUAAACAUGAUCAUAAGAUUCUUACAAGCGCCCGUCAGAGUGUCAUGUCAGAGAGAAGUGGAGGGACGCCCCCAUACCAGUCGUCCCCUCGGCCGUCUGUCUCUCAGUCCUCCCCUCGUGUGUCCGUCUAUCACUCUCACAAUCCUCUGCCGAGAGAGGGAGAGCGGCUAUCCUUCACUCUGGACGACACAUUCAGAGAACUGGACGAAUUCCAAGAAGAUCCUCCUCUUUUCUUGGAAGAGAACAGCUGGGAUGGGGAGGAGUCCGAGCUCAGUGAUCCAACACUGACCCUGCUCAAUCACGAACACUUCCAGGAGGAAUUUCUGCCUCUGUACGACCUACAGUAUUCCUUCUUGUGGGUGACCUUUAGCGGUAAGACAGAGGACGAGCUGUCAGGACACCUUGAGAGUGUCAGGGAGUGUGCCAAGAGACUGGGCAUGCAUUGGGCGCAUCGACGGGCAUGCUUUCUCCUGGGAAGACUGUGUGCCAGGAAGGUCAAGUUCUCCCAGGCACGUGUUUACUACGAGGAAGCUCUGAGCGUCUGCGUGGAGAGUUUCUCUGACACGCCGCUCCUCAUCGCUCUCGUCACAAACCUCACUGCCGUCUACCUGAAGCAACGCAUGACUGACAAACUGCCCCAGACUCUGGAGAAGGCCAGCGCCCUGCUCCUCUGUCUCCCCUGCCACUCCUUCUCGUCCACAGAUGAAGUUGAACUCCUGAAGCUCCUCAUGAGGAGAUCAGUGGUGAUGGUGGACAAACACCUGGAGGCUCGCGUCUGCUACCUCAUCUCCAGCCUCUUCCUGCUUCUCAGGAAGACUGAUGAUGCUCUUCCCUUUGUCGAGCGACUCCAGUUUCUCUCAGUGACUCUCUCUGCCACCGAGGGUCGGCCCAUAGCUCCAGUGGACCUCAACUGGCUCUUGAGCUGGCUCUAUCAUCGUAAAUACAUGCCUUACUUAGCGCUGGCUUCUCUGAGCCUGGAUUCAAGACAAGACCACUCCCUCCACAAUGUCUUCCAGAGGAUUGACUUGUUUAUCAGGAACUCUGUUCGUCUGAACCCGUGCUGGAAGGAAGGGACCUCCCUGCUUCCAGCUCAGAUUGUUGUUUACCUGCAGCAGGCCCUGGCUGUAGCUGAGCAGGUGGAUGAUAAAAAGACCCAGAGGGAUCUGUGCUUGGGCUUGGCCUCAAUUUACCAGCAGUACGGUGCUCUGGAUAAAGCAGUGUGCUGUGCUCAACAAGCUGUGGAGACGGGAGGCCACAUCAAUGAGGAGGAGGGCUUCGAGGCGUCUGUGCUGCUUGGGUGGCUGCUGGUGUUAACGGGUCAGGCUGAGAAGGCCCAGAGUCUCCUAGAACCACUGCUCACAUCACUACAGGGCACUGACUGUCCUACUCAGCGAGGUGUGAUCCAUAACCUCUUGGCUUUGUGUCUGAGGCAUCAAAGUCGCAUCCCAGAAGCAGGCUGGCAUUUCCACUCUGCUUUGGUAAUCUCCAGAGAAAGUGGAAACCAGAGGAAUCAGGCCCUGGCACUGGCCAACCUGGGCUGUCUGGCACUGGUUGUGGGAGCAUCUUGGGUUGCAGAACGCUUCCUUGUCAGAUCCCUGUGCCUUUUUCUGGAGCUGUGGGAAAGCCCGACAGACGAGGAGCAUGUCCAGACCUACCUUUGGCUCGGGCGGAGCUACAAGGACAGGGGAAGGAGUCAGGACAUCAGGGCUUGUUAUGAGAUGGGAUUUCUAAUUGCACUACACGCCAGAAACUUGCACAGUCAGAUGGUGGUUGCCAAGGUGCUAAGCCGGCUGUACGCCGACAUGCUGCUCUAUGGUCAGAGUAUCGUCUACUACGAGCACUGUGUGCUGGUAUCUAGAGAGCUGAAGGACAAGAGACUAGAGGGAGAGUAUCUGGAAAUCCUCAGCAGCCUCUACCUCUCGCUCAAUACCGAGAAAUCGUCUCGCAAGUCUCUUGACUACACCAAGCAGAGCCUGAGGAUUUCUAUUGAUUUGGGCAAGAGAGAGGAAGAGUCAGAGACCUGGCUACAGGUGGGACGCAUCUAUUAUCUCAUCCAGGAGGACGAGCUGGCUGACAUGUACCUGCAGGCAGCAGUGAAGACAGCCCUGAGGAUGAAUGAUUCCUACUUUGCUCUGAGCAUCUAUGAGGAGGCAGGAGAUGUCUACUUUAAAGGCCACAGGAACCGCAUGGCCUCACUGCCUUUCUACAGGGAUGGCAGUUUGCCAUUUGCACGGAGCAUCAAAGACGUCCACUCAGAGUUCCGUUUGUUAAGUAAACUGACGGAGCUGUUGAUGAAUCAAGGAGAGCAGGAGGAGGCUCUGCAGUACGCAACGCUGGCUGUUCAGAUCGCCAGCAAAACAGGAGUGCGGGAGAAUGAGCGGACAGCUUACCAUCGUCUGGCUACAAUUUACUACAGCCUGCAGCAGUAUGAGAUGGCAGAAAACUACUACCUGAAGUGUCUGUCUCUGUGUCCACCUGUCCUGCAGCACCCCGUGGAGGCUCGCUACUACACUAAGGUCUACAGUAGACUGGGAAACAUCACGCUGCACAAACUCAAGGAUGCUUUUGAUGCAGUGGGCUACUUCCAGCUGGCUCUGGCGGCAGCACUUGAGGACCAAGCUAACCCCGAGGCUCUGUAUGUGGUGUACAUGAAGUUGGCCGAGAUCCAUGGCAACCACAUGCCCGACGCUCAGCUGUGCCAAGUUUACAGAGACAGAGCCCAGAGUCUGAAGAGAGUUUUGGCUGGAGUGGAAAGCGCUGCUGUUGGAGAGGAAAACGUGGAUUCUGCAGACACAGAGUCUGGCCAAAAGAAGGAAAAGAACUUGGAUGCUGAUAUGGGACAUACAGAAAUUCCACUUAAGAGAAAUGGCAUUUUUGAUUCCGUACCUAAAGAUGCAAAGUGUGAAGAUGACCCACCUUUAAGAACUUGUACAACCCAUGUUAACUCAAAGCACAGAUCAGACACUAAUCUCAGAGAUGCCAAUGUGAAAGAAGAUCACAAUCACUAUCUCUCCGACACAGACAGUCCUUAUCCGGAUGUGUUUGCCUCUGAGACAGAAACCAUUGCCAGUCGGUCAUACAGUGACAGUAUUUUCACUGAGUCUUUUGAUACAGCUAAGGAGCAGAUCUCAGACUCCAGCAGCUCCACUGAGACUUUACAAACUCACCAAAAUGCAACAGAUGGGAAAGACUUUGACACUGGCCACAGCAUGAACAGUCAAAUACCUGUUAAUCACACUAGUGACAUGACAGGACAUGCAGAUGCCAGAGACACUGAUUCUGAUAUUCAGGACAAACAAAACACUCCGACAACAGAGACAGAGCCUCAUACAGAUCGACUUUAAAAGGAGCCUGAUGUUGACUAAACUAAAUGGAUGAAGCUAAGCGAGGACAGCAUUCUCAAAUACACAGGAAAAGAUGUUUCUGAGACACACAGCAAACACACAGACGUCAACAAGUAGUCUUCCAGUGGCACUUUAUGUAUGUUUUUCACUGACAUUUUCUUCAUCUGGCCACAUCUCUGUUGGCCAGCAAACUGGUUGCAGCGUUCCAGCCUCUCAUUAUGGCACUAAUUGUAUGAAAGAUGAUGUUAAUAUUGUAAAGCUAUCAAAGAGUUAGUUGAUUCAAAGCAUGUGCCUUAUCUGUAAUAUACACUGUGGUAAUUAUAGUGCACUGUGCUUGUAAUAUAUGUUUUCUACAUUUUGUAUCUCUGGUAGAUAUGACAGAAACAUAAAAGCAAAAUUAUUUUUA
Acanthochromis polyacanthus (spiny chromis) is the source of this 6037-nucleotide messenger RNA. It is a transcript of the gene sh3tc2, whose product is annotated as SH3 domain and tetratricopeptide repeats 2. The transcript is spliced from 22 exons. Gene Ontology annotation, molecular function: protein binding. NCBI's taxonomy places the organism in Eukaryota, Metazoa, Chordata, Actinopteri, Pomacentridae. Gene Ontology annotation, biological process: regulation of intracellular protein transport; regulation of ERBB signaling pathway. Gene Ontology annotation, cellular component: recycling endosome. Bases 916 to 5631 code for a protein of 1571 amino acids. The record is from RefSeq and is a predicted model, not a curated record.